Molecule: messenger RNA, 2348 nt
Organism: Pieris rapae (cabbage white)
Lineage: Eukaryota; Metazoa; Arthropoda; Insecta; Lepidoptera; Pieridae
Gene: Aplip1
Product: JNK-interacting protein 1
Exons: 8
Coding region: 1-1338 (445 amino acids)
Biological process (GO): regulation of JNK cascade
Cellular component (GO): cytoplasm
Molecular function (GO): protein binding
Source: RefSeq, a predicted model, not a curated record
AUGCGCCACCCUCUGUCUUCAACAAUCAGGUGUACCGACAUGGCCGACAGCGAAUUUGAAGAAUUUCGCCGGGUAUUUGACAAACUACCGCAACAUAUUAAGGCCCCAACGCCGUUUUAUUCAUUAGUACCAAAUGUUGGGCUGGAAGAUGAUUCGCCGUCUUCUAAAAGUGAGGAGUCGCCAGAAGAGGAAAAACUGUGUGUGGCCGACACCGAAGCGAUGAAAGCAGAUGGCUCCCCUGUCACACAAUCUGAUAAAACAGACGCACAACGCAGUCCCCGUCACCAAUUUACAAGUGGAGAAAGGAGGAGAAGAAAGCUCCCAGAGAUACCCAAAAAUAGAAAAACUUCUGUGGUUGGGGCAGCCCAACCGGCAUCACUCGCUGAUGAGUUAGGAGCAUUAACUGGUCUUCUAGUACGACCAGGGGGCCAGGGGCGACCCCUUUUGGUGCUAAAGUGUGGCUACCUCUUGGACGAAGACUCCAGUCCAGACUCAGAAAGGCUGCAAAGCCUCGGCGAUGUAGAUAGUGGACACAGCACUGCACAUUCGCCGAUCGAUACUGGACCUAAAAGCUUAUCCCCAACGCCGUUACAACAGAACGUUUCACCAUCAUCAAGUUGCAGCAUCAGCGGCAUUAACUUCGCCGGAAACGUAAGCACAGUGCCUCAUAGCCAACUAGAAAUGCUGGAAGCCACACACAGAGGACUACACAAGUUCAACCCGCGACAUCACGAUGAGAUAGAAGUGGAAAUUGGCGAUCCAAUUUAUGUUCAGAAGGAGGCAGACGACUUAUGGUGCGAAGGAGUUAAUUUAAGGACAGGUCAACAAGGUAUCUUUCCUUCGGCAUACGCGGUUGAUAUGGACUACAGUGAUUUUGAUCCAGCAAACGCAAAAGCGAAGCGGGAGAGAUAUUUACUGGGCUAUAUGGGCUCCGUAGAAACACUUGCUCAUAAAGGAACGGGUGUUGUUUGUCAGGCAGUUAAAAAAAUUGUCGGUGACUCUAAUGGAGAUAUUAGCUCUCAGCCCUGUAUUUUAGAAGUUUCGGAUCAAGGCCUUCGCAUGGUCGACAGAUCCAAACCAGAUCGGAGUCGAAAUACGCCCUGCAUCGACUACUUUUACUCACUGAAGAAUGUGUCGUUCUGUGCGUUCCACCCACGUGACCAUCGCUAUCUAGGCUUCAUCACGAAACAUCCCACACUCCAGAGAUUCGCAUGUCACGUAUUCCGUGGUCAGGAGUCUACCAGACCUGUGGCUGAAGCCGUGGGGAGAGCAUUCCAGAGAUUUUACCAGAAGUUCAUAGAAACAGCAUAUCCUAUUGAGGAUAUUUACAUUGAAUGAGGAAGAAAGCUUUUAAAGCUUUGAACAACCAUAUAACAAAAUUUAUUAACAAGAUGGCCGUAGCACAGAUACAUAUUUAUAAAAUCUCAAUUUAUUAAUUAUUUGAUUAGAUUCUUUACACCGCAAAGCUUUUUUUAGCCUUUCACUACUUACAUGCAUUUACAUAAUUUUAACGUAAGCCAUACAUUUAUUUUUUUCAUCAGGCAACAUAGGUUUCCCCCUAAGUCAUUUCCUUUACGAGCUGGUCAUCUCCAUCCUUUCAGCAGAACGUCAUCCCAUCUCUCUUGACGCCGUUUUUCGUAAAGUUUUGGACCCCAUAAUAUGCUGACCCCCAAUCCAUUAAUGUACAUACAUACACCUACAAUUUAACUAUCAAAUUGACUCGCUAUUUUAUAAUUAAUUUAUAUAGCACCUGGUGACAUCAUCAUCGACUAUACACAAUUUCGAUAGUCUUAUGUUACAAAUCCUGGAUAAACUCACUGUUUCUGAUUAGUAUUUCUAUCGCCCGCGCCAUUACAAAUUUAAAGGCUUUUUAAAACUGAAAGUUUUAACUAAUGAGAAAAUCCCAGUACUAUUUACUACUUUUUCAACGAAAUAGAAACUUCCAUACACAACAAAAAAUUGUGCCAAAUAACGUAGGUAUUUUGUAUUGUUCGAAUUGUAAUAAUACUUUGAAUCCUAUAAAACAAUCUCCAACACAUAUGUUGUUUACAGUACCACACAUCUAGAAAUUCGAAUGCAGAAUUAAUUAUGUAAUCCUUUAAAAGCCUUUCUCUUCUUCCGCUUGCACUUGUUUCUAUUAUUACUUGGUAUUAUUUUCUAAAUGGCUUAGUAAUGUAAAUGACUCUUAAAGAUCCACUGGAGUUUAUGAAAUUACGACAAACAUAUGUUUAUUUGAGCGUGACGUCAUUGGUAUCUUGCUACGGCCAUACAGAGACUGCUUACGGACUUCGCGUGGUAUUUAGCUGAACUUAAAAAUUGAUAUUAACCUUUGGCCUAAUCCAAAUAUU